AUGGAAAUCAAGUCUCUCUUGGCCUUGGCCUCCUUCAUCUUCUGUGGAGAAGUCCUUGCUCAAACGUCUUCAGAUGACCCUGAAGCAAUUCUUGGCCCAGUUUCUCCAAUCUCUAUCGAAAGUGGCCGGUACAUCGUAAAGUUCUCGUCCUCCGGAUCAGCCAAGUUCAGAAAGCGUGACGGAGAUCUUGACACUGCCGGCUUCUUUACCACCCUCCAGGAUGCCGGCAAGGAUGCUUCUCCAGCAGUAAGCUUCAACUCGCAGCUGUUCCACGGGGCUUCCUUUGACUUAAAGAAUGAUACCUCUGAAACCGUAGCCGAUAUUCAAGCUCUGCCGGAAGUUGAGAAGAUCUGGUCCGCUGCACUGUUCUCACUUCCCAUCACGACUGAAGCAGUUGUGCAGACAGAGUUCCCCACUUGGAACCCUCACAAUGACACCAACGUCGCUCUUGCGCAUGCCAACGGCCAUUUCGGUGAAGGUGUGGUAGUUGCGAUUGUUGACUCCGGCAUUGAUUACAAUCACCCCGCCCUUGGUGGCGGCUUCGGCUCCGGAUUCAAAGUCGAGAGUGGGUACGAUUUUGUCGGUGACAACUACGAACCUGGAGAUGUCUACCUUCCAGACGAGGAUCCCAUUGACUGCAAUGGCCAUGGCACACACGUUGCUGGCAUCGUCGCCAGCAGCAACGAGUUCGUGCCUGGUGUUGCACCCUCGGCUCGUCUUCGUGCCUACAAAGUAUUUGGGUGCGGGGGUAGCACCUACGAGGAUGUAAUUGUUGCGGGUUUCCUCCGAGCUCACGAGGAGGGCGCAGACGUAGUCAGUGCCUCGCUUGGUUCCAACAGAGGAUUUGUUGACACCCCUCUUGCGGUGGUAGCAACCGCCAUCCAAGCUGCCGGCACGUUUGUCUCCAUCGCUGCCGGAAACGCUGGUGAAAGCAAUAACGGAGUCCAAUGGUCUCUUAACGGAACGGCCCCCGCUUCAUGGGCCCCAAAUCCUCGGGACCACGCUGAUCAGUGUGGUAUUGACUUCACUAUUCCUGACACUAACGUUUUGGUACUGCCCGGCUUGAUGGAAAAGGUAGACUGGGUCCUGAUUUACAACUACAACGGCUCCGACUGGGAGAUCCCUGGCCGUGUUCGAUACGAUGCUGAUCGACAAGCCAAAGGGUACAGCUUGAUCACUUAUGAGGACGGAGAUUGGCUCGUCAGCCAACAUGAGAGGAAUUACACCGUGACCUUUGAGUUUGUCAACGACGACAAACCUGCUGCAAUUGAUCGUCCUUCCUUCGCCGGAGGAAGAAUUGACCAGUUCACAUCUUGGGGUCCAACCCUGGAUGCGCGCAUGGUUCCCCAGAUUUCCGCACCUGGUGGCUCGAUAUUCUCUACCUUCCCGAUAGGCUCAGGUAGUUGGGCGACACUUUCGGGAACCAGCAUGGCUACUCCCUAUAUAUCUGGCGUUGCUGCCCUGUUCUUCUCAUCCCGCGGUGGACGGGCUGCUCUCGGGGAUGGUGGUGCCAAGUUGGCUCAUGAAGUCAUCGUUUCUAGCGGCAAACCAAUUCGUCAUUACGACGGCACUGAUAACCUCGCUUCCGUAAUUCAUCAGGGAGCAGGUUUGGUUGAUGCCUUCAAAGUUGUUGGCUACUCGACUCUCGUUAGCCCAGCGGUGCUCAACCUCAACGACACAGAGCAUUUCCAGGGUACUCAAAGUGUGCAGAUCACCAACUCUGGGGACGAGUCUGUGACGUACCAGUUCUCUCACGAAGCCGGCAUUACUGCCCUCACUAAGAGUGCCGGGACUGCCUGGGUAUCCGUUUCACCUCCAUACGUCUCCGGGGACGGGAAUACUGCCACGGUAGAGUUUUCCCCCGCCGAGCUGACCUUGGGUCCUGGUGAAAGCGGGUCUGUCUCUAUUGCUUUCACUCAGCCGUCUUCACCUGAAGCUGCCACUCUUCCAGUUUAUGGAGGAUCAAUCGUGGUCGCUGGGUCUCAGGGAGAAGCAGUACGAGUGUCCUACAUGGGAAUCAAGGGCUCUCUGUAUUCCAGUGAUAUUUGGGAGAUGGAACGAGGCGUUCCCCUACUACUCAGCGGAUAUGGCGGCCUCAUUGAGGAGGGCCACAAUUACACAUUUGAAGAAGGGGGCGAUGUUCCGCAGCCGUACUUCAAUGUCCUUUGGUCAACUCAAGAAAUCAGCUUCGAUUAUGUCGCGCGUGACUGGAAUGAGACAGACUGGGCUUACCCAGCAGUCCCUGGGCAGGCCAAAUAUCAUGGUUCUUUCAUCACUGUUCCCCAAGGGCUGUCUGACUCUAUUACCUCUUUCCCUCUGAGAAAUUACCCGCGGAACAGCGGUGGUGUGUAUGCACCUCCGCAGAAUGUUUUCGCUCAUGGGGGCGACAUCCCAGCCGGCGAGUACCGCAUUCUUUGCCGCGCACUCCGUACCUUCGGCAAUCCCAACAACCUCAAUGACUGGCAAUACAAGGUCUCACCCUGGUUCCGCACCACUAGAGAGAAGCCUCCGGUAACUGCAACUCCCACGACGGCGGAGGCUACUCCGGCCCCAACAACCUCCUCAGUUAGCUUGCCAGAACCAUGCGCCGCAACUUCGACACCAGUAAGCAUUGAGGCGACUCUUGCUUCUGGUGAAGGUCCUUACAAUCUGUACCUUUACGCGGACUUUGCUUCAAUCGAUCUUACGGGAUCUCAAACUCCAUUGAACUUCUCCAUCACCAACAGCACUCAGGUUCAGACCUGGUUCAACUCGUCUUGGAGGUUCCUCUCGGUGCAUACCAAUACCAACAGCUUGAUCUACGUAUACGCCUCGAGCCGUGUGACUGGCGCAUUUUCUUUCCUUGGGUGCACUGUCACAAAUGAUGUGCUGGGGUGCGAAUCCAACGGCAAGUCUGCGCUUUACGUCUGCGAUAGCACGACUGGACUUUUGCGUCACGGAACUCAGCCUUUGGAUGGUUGCCAGACUGUCACUCUCAAAGUUGGUCCUAGAGAGAAUCCGAACUGCGCAGCUACGACGACUUCUGUUACUGCUACGGAAAUAACGGCGGCCCCUACUACUCUGUCGACUGCAGUCGUCUCGGUCUCGUCGUCUUAA
Colletotrichum acutatum is the source of this 3096-nucleotide messenger RNA. RefSeq lists its product as uncharacterized. Gene Ontology annotation, cellular component: membrane; cell wall. The transcript has 10 exons. Gene Ontology annotation, biological process: proteolysis. Bases 1 to 3096 code for a protein of 1031 amino acids. NCBI's taxonomy places the organism in Eukaryota, Fungi, Ascomycota, Sordariomycetes, Glomerellales, Glomerellaceae. The record is from RefSeq and is a predicted model, not a curated record. Gene Ontology annotation, molecular function: serine-type endopeptidase activity.